AUGAUCUUUGUGCGCUCAAAAUGGUCAUCAAUUUCGCUGGUGUGUUUCCUAUUGGCGUUCACUGCAUUUCCGGGUUGUGUAUCUGGUGCCAAGAGUAAAAGUGGCAGUGAUGCCCCAAAGGUGCAAGCCCCAGUGGAUCCUGUUAUUGAGGAAGUCACAGCCAAGCAAUUGGAGCGGAUUCUGCAGGAGAAGGAUUAUGUGGCCGUAUACUGGUAUGCACGAAGUUGUGUGACUUGCGACAAAGUUUUAGCCGAACUCGAACAAAUCGACGAUGACACCGAUUCUUUCGGUGUGGAUUUUGUUAAAAUAAACGACAAACGACUCGCCAAGCAGUAUGGCAUUAAAAAUUUCCCAGCUCUCACCUACUUCCGUGAUAAGCAUCCAAUCAUCUUCGAUGGAGAUAUCAUGGAUAGUGAGGCUGUUUUGGAUUUUCUCACAUCACUGGAAGCCAUGGAUCUGCCCGAUCGCAUUGAAGAGGUCAAUGCAAAGAUCCUCUCAAAGAUCGUCGAAGACACCGAUUACAUUGCUGUGCUCUUCUGUCCAGAGCACAGUACAUGUCCAUCAGGACAUGGAAGAAUGUCGAAUAAAACCGAAUGCAGAAAGUGCGCCAGAGCUCUGCAGGAAUUGGAAAAUAUCGACGAUGAGGCAGAUCAGCUGGGAAUUGGAUUUGUUAAAAUUCACGAUGAAGACUUGGCGGAUGAGUACAAUUUAGGAGCAUUGCCGAAAUUGGUCUACUAUCGCCAUCAAAUUCCCAUCAUCUAUGAAAAUGAAUUGUCGCGUGAAGAGGAUGUUCUUGAGUGGUUGAUUGAGAACAAAUCCACGGGAGAUGAUGAAGACAUCAUUGAAGACGUCACUGCCAAGACACUCAACACUCUCAUUGGCAAUGUAGACAAUUUAGUAGUUUUAUUCUAUGAUCACGGAGAUGAUCAGUCAAUGACGGUAUUGGAGGAGCUUGAAAAAAUCGAUGAUGACUGCGACAGGCACGGUAUCCAGUUUGUCAAGAUUGACGACAAGAAAGCAGCCAAAGCUUUUGGACUCGAUGAGGACGAUUUCGAAGUACCAGCUAUUGUCUACUUCGAGAAACAGAUACCAAACAUUUAUGAUGGGGAUUUGGAAGAUGAAAAUGAAAUCCUGAAAUGGCUUCUGUCUCGAUUGGAAGAGGACGAAAUUGAAGAUGUCACAGAUGAAAUGCUGGAUUCUCUUAUAAAGGAAGGGAAGCACUUAGCUGUUCUAUUCUAUGACAACAAUGAUAGAAAGUCGCAAAAAGUCCUUGAAGAACUGGAAAAUAUCGACGAUGAAUGCGACGCACUGGGUAUUCUCUUUGUGAAAAUCGACAACGCUGAAGAAGCAAAGGAGUACGGAAUCCAGAAAAUACCCAAGUUAUUGUACUUCGAAAAUGGUAUCCCUACAAUUUACGAAGGUCCUCUCGAUGACGAAGAAGGUCUUCUCAAAUGGCUUGAGAGCCAAACAAGUGCUGAUGAAAUUGAAGACAUCACUGAUGAGAUGUUGGAUCUGAUCAUUGAGAAGAUGGAUCACGUUGCUGUAUUGUUUUAUGACAAAGAUCAGAAGCAAUCCGCAAAGAUCUUGGAAGAACUGGAAAAUAUUGAUGAUGAAUGCGAUCAGAAUGAUAUCGCUUUUGUGAAGAUCGACGAUGACAACGAAGCCAAGGAAUGGGGUAUCGACGAACUACCCACAAUGGUACUCUACGAAAAAGGUGUACCACAUGUCUAUGAAGGUGAUCUACUCAAAGCCGAUGAACUUCUUGGAUGGCUCAUUCAUCAAAAGAGACAUUCCGAAAUACCCGAAAUCACAGACGAAAUGAAAGACAAACUGAUCGAGUCUGCUGCCCAUUUAGCCGUCAUCUUCUACGACAAGGAUGACAAACAAGACAUCCGGGUUCUCAAUGAAUUGGAAAACAUUGAUGAUGAGUUGGAAAAGGAAGGAAUCGUAAUAGUGAGAAUUGACAACGCUGAAGAAGCUAAGGAAUACGGAUUAGAUCACCUGCCAGCACUUGUGUACUUUGAAGAAAAGAUCCCCAGUGUUUACCCAGGAGAUUUGAUGAAUGAAGAUGAAGUUCUUGAGUGGCUCCUUCUUCAGAAAGAAACUGCCUCAAUUGAAGAAGUCACCGAUGAGAUCCUUCAAGAACUAAUUGACGAACACGAGUACGUUGUGGUUUACUUCACUGGACCUUGCGAAUCUGGCGAGAGAUGUGAUAACUUCCUUGAAGAUCUAGAAAACAUCGAUGAUGAACUUGAUGAAGCUGGAAUUAUCUUCGUGCGAACUGAAGAUGUCUCCUUGGCGAAGAAAUACAACAUUCGCAAUCUACCACAGGUUGUAUUAUUCCGCAACAAAGAACCAGUCCUGUACAAAGGUGGUGAAGAUGAAGAUGAGAUCUUAACAUGGUUGACUGAUGAGAACACCCUUGAAAUUCCCGGAAAGAUUGAAGAGGUGAACGUGAAGAUGCUGGAGAAGAUUCUGGGAGAAAAUGAUCAUAUCGUAGUAUUCUUCUAUGAAGAAGGUGACAAGAAAUCUCAGAAGAUCAUCAAUGAACUCGAGAACAUCGAUGAUGAAUGUGAAGAAAAAGACAUUGACUUCGUAAAGACUUCAGAUGAUGGCAUUCAAGAAGAAUAUGAUCUUCCUAGUCUUCCAUCUCUUGUCUUCUAUCGCAACAAAUUCCGCACAAUUUACAAGGGCAACCUUAUGAAGGAGGAAGAAAUCCUCGAAUGGGUUCUUGAUCUCUACGAAUCACCUCCAGAUGAGAUUGAAACUGUUGACAGGAAGACUCUUCAAGUGCUCAUCAAUGAAGUUGAACAUUUAGCUGUAUUCUUCUAUGACGACAAGUGCACCUCAUGUCCAGGAAUAUUGGAAGAGUUGGAGACAAUUGAUGAUGAUACAGACAAACAUGGUAUUCAAUUCGUAAAGUCCAGCGAUGCCAAAUUGGCCCAUGAGAUCGGAAUAUUCUCAUUCCCAGCCCUGGUUUACUAUGAAACCGGCGUUCCAAUUAUGUAUGAUGGUGAUAUCGAGGAUGAGAGGGAAGUUCUAGAUUGGAUGGUGAAACAAAAGACAGAUUCCAGUAUUCCAGAAAUAGAUCGGGAAACCUUGUUUGAAUACAUCAACACCAAGGACUUCUUGGCUGUAAUGUUCUUCGUCGAAGAAGAUCAUGAAGCCUUCAAGAUCCUAAGGCAUUUGGAACUGAUCGACGAUGAAGCAGCAGAAUACGGUAUAACCAUCGCCAAGUGCAACGACAAACUUAUGGCCAAGAAGUAUGGAUACCGAAAUCCACCAGGACUAACAUACUUCCGCAAGGGCAAACCAAUCAACUACGACGGAGAUCUCGAUGAUGAAGAAGAACUCCUAGAUUGGUUAACCAAUCCCGAAAAUAUGGAAAUGACCGAUCAUAUUGAGCAGGUUAAUCGUAAAAUGUUCCAGAAAAUCCGUCAAAACUCUGAAUAUGUCGCCGUAUUCUUCUACAGUGAAGAUUGCAAGCAGUGUCCGAGGGUUCUAACCGAAAUCGAACAUAUCGACGACGAAGCUGACCGAGCUGGAAUUGACUUCGUUAAGAUCGACGACCGUAAGAUGGCCAAAGAAAUCGGCGUAUUCGCUCUACCUGCAAUUGUAUUCUUCAAAUCAACCUCAAAAGAACCCGUAAUCUACGCCGGUGACAUCUACGAAGAACAAGAUAUCCUCAACUGGCUCCUAACUCAGAAAGAUCCUGGUGGAGACGUCAUAGAAGAUUUGGAAGGUGCCAAGCUAAUGUCCAUGAUUGAGGAAUCUAAUUCUCUAGCAAUCUUUUUCUGGAAUAAGACACAGUGCGACAUAUGCAACUCAAAAGCAAUGCGAAAAGCACGUAUGAAAAAGGAACGUGAGGCAAAUGCCACGGCGGCUCAGCAGCCAACGGGAUGUCAUGAGGGUCAACCACCUGUUCAGGAGCACCACGAAGAGGACAACGAUGAGUGUGAAAAUUGCGCGGGAAUCCUAGAAGAACUGGAAAAUAUCGAUGAUGACUGCGAUCGACAUGGAAUAGUCUUCGUAAAAACGAAAGACUUCAGCGUUGCUGAGGAAUACGGCGUCCUUGACUAUCCCGCUCUGGUUUACUUUGAAGGAGGAAUUCCGAAUGUUUUCGAAGGUCAAUUACACGAAGAAGAAGAAGUUCUGCAAUGGUUAAUAACACAGCGAACAGAGGACCGAAUAGAACUCAUCACACGAGCAAUGUUGGAAACAAUGGUAGAAGAGACAACCUACCUGGCAGUCUACUUCUUGCCUCCAAACUACAAAAAAUCACCAGCCUACUGUAGAACACUCUGCUCACCACUUGCCAACAAUGCCUUCACCAUACAAAAUACCACGAGGGCGCUAGCUAACACGCGCACGCUGGUCUCCAAGUACAAGCUACGAAAGCGUCUCGAAGUGGCCCUUCAAGACAAAAUAAAUUGCAACAUCUGUGAUCAGAUCCUAGAGGGACUAGAGCUAAUAGAUGACGAGUGUGAUGUCUUUGGAAUUCACAUGGUGAAAAUCCAGGAUCCUCAGCUUGCCAAGCGGUAUUCCAUUAAAACCUUCCCAGCAAUGGUCUACUUUAGAAAUGGAAAUCCGUUAAUUUACGAAGGAGAUCUUCAGAAUGAAGAAUCUGUCCUCGAAUGGUUGAUUGACGAUGACAACAGAGAACUAGAGGACGAAAUUGAAGAAGUCAAUGAUCGUAUGCUUGAACGUCUAAUGGAAGAAUCAACACUUCUCGUUGUAUUCUUCUAUGAUGAAGAUUGUGAUGAAUGUGAAGAAAUUCUCGAAGAACUAGAACUUAUUGAUGGUGAAGCCGAUCUCUUCGGAAUUGAUUUUGUUAAGAUUGCCAGUGCAGAAGCCGUUGAGAAAUACGAAGUUGUCAAUAUUCCAUCUCUAAUCUACUUUAGGAAACGCGUUCCAAUCCACUACGACGGAGAUCUUACACAACAUGAAAAGAUCAUAUCUUGGUUAACUUCGCAGGAUGUCUUUGAAAUCAAAAAUGAAAUUGAAGACGUCAACAGAAAGAUGCUAGAUAAGUUACUGGAUGAGAAUGACUUCCUCACAGUGUAUUUCUAUGAACGCGACGAUGAAGAGAGUGACAUCGUUCUCGAAAAACUAGAGACUAUCGACAGCGAAACAGACAAUCUCGAUAUAACAUUUGUCAAGAUGGCCGAUACUAGGUACGCACGGAAAUGGGGCGUCACUAAGCUUCCAGCCCUUGUGUAUUUCCGGAAGCGCUUCCCGAGCAUCUAUCGAGGCAACUUAAAGGUGGAAAGUGAGGUGCUAGAGUGGCUGCGGAAGAAUCGCUUCCGACAGCCUGAGCUGAAUAUCUUCAUGUACGCCCUACUAGCCAUCUCCGUGGCCUUUGUCAUCUACACAGCCUUCCUGCUGCAGUGUUUCAAGCCAGCCCCUCCACCGCCCGUGGCCCAUCCUAAACAGGCGUGAUGAUAUCCCUUAUCCAAAUUUUGCCUUCCUCCAUCCCAUAAUAAAUAGAUAUUUUUUUCUCCCCCUUUGAUCUACCUUUCUUCUUUCAAUCUUAAGCUCAUUUGAUAAGUUCAUCGAUAUCAUCCACAUUAUCAUUUUAUUAUUCACAUUUUUGAGUAAAUGACAAGAAUUAUCAGAAAUUAUCACUUGAAAAUUUUGAAAAGAAUUUUAGGUGGAAAGGUUCAUUAUUGAGGUAAAUUUUUUUCUGUACAUAAUUCGAUUAUUGAAUAAAGGUACUAUUAGAAAUAUCAA
Phlebotomus papatasi is the source of this 5730-nucleotide messenger RNA. RefSeq lists its product as uncharacterized. Lineage: Eukaryota; Metazoa; Arthropoda; Insecta; Diptera; Psychodidae. The coding region runs from base 1 to 5439 and encodes 1812 amino acids. The record is from RefSeq and is a predicted model, not a curated record. The transcript is spliced from 28 exons.